Molecule: messenger RNA, 996 nt
Organism: Octodon degus (degu)
Lineage: Eukaryota; Metazoa; Chordata; Mammalia; Rodentia; Octodontidae
Gene: Ttc32
Product: tetratricopeptide repeat domain 32
Exons: 3
Coding region: 300-758 (152 amino acids)
Molecular function (GO): protein binding
Source: RefSeq, a predicted model, not a curated record
ACACUAGACACGAAUUUGGAAAUCAGGGGGCCAUCGAGCUGCUGCUUUUCUGGGGAAAAAAAUAGGACCAAGAAGGAACAGACAUUACCGUCAAUGUCCAUUCAAGUGCACCCAUAAUUCCCGCGCUACGCCGGCAGUGUACUAGUUUCUCGCGAGAAGACGGGUCCUUAGAAGGCACAAACUUCCCUCUUCGGUUGCGCGGGUUUUGUGGGCAAGUUUAAACACGCGGGAGCGGAAGUGUCUUUGGUCUUUCCGAAAUCAACACCCAUUCUACAACGAAAGCCCAGCCUUCGACUGUUAUGGAAGGGCAGCAAGGGCAAGAAAGCCAGGCAACCCUAGCAGUGGCUCAGGCGCAUUUCGAGAAGGGCGAGUACGCGGAGGCCGAGGCGCUGUACUCCGCUUAUAUUCGCCAGUGCGCCUGUGCGGCCUCCGUCGGCCCGGGGCUCGGGAGCAAAUGCAGCCCUGAGGGUUUGGCUACUGCAUAUAACAACAGGGGGCAAAUCAAGUACUUGAGGGUUGAUUUUAAUGAAGCGAUGGAUGACUACACAUCUGCCAUAGAAGUCCAACCCAGCUUUGAAGUUCCCUAUUACAACAGAGGGCUGAUACUGUACAGACUGGGAUAUUUUGAUGAAGCUUUGGAAGAUUUCAAGAAAGUAUUAGACUUAAAUCCUGGAUUUCAAGAUGCUACUUUGAGCUUAAAACAGACUAUUCUAGACAAAGAAGAAAAACAAAGAAGAAAUAGUGAACAAAAUUAUUGAACUUUUAAAUUUAAUUGAAAUAAUAAUAAUUAAUGAUCCUUACAUCUGCAUCUGGUUGGCUGUAAUUUAAGAUACUCAGUGAGCUCUUUUGAUUUAACAUUUAAGAGAUUCAUACAUUAGCACUGAAAGUGAAACAGUGUGUUUAAUAUUGUUAAUUUCAGGUUGAAAACUAUUUUGGGGGGCUCAUUUUUAUAAAGUGUAAAUAAAUAAUCUCAAUGUAUAAGUGUGUAUUAGUAUA